AUGGAGCUGCUCCAUGAACAGCUACACUCAACGCUCAGGAACAUCAUGUCUCUAUUGAAGCAGAAGUUUACCGCCUGCUCGAGCAUGCAAUGCGUAUGGAAUACCGCAGUGGGCGAAGUGUCACCUAUCGCAAACCUCCUUGUUGCUCACUUCAAGCAUCACAAGAAGCUGGUUAGCGGAUGCAGGGAAGGAGACGCUCAGUCACCUUGUUCAGCGGUCAUCGAAGGCGAGCCUCCGGACGAACGACCCAUGAUCGAAAGUGAAAAUUCACAUGAUGAUCUUGAGGGAGCGCGUAUCACGCCCGCUGCGCCCGCUGCGCCCGUAUCAACCACACAGCCUUCCGCCUCUCCCCAACCUACCACUCGGGCUGUUACUUCUCCGGUACCUACGUAUGUCCAAGCUUCUUCCGCCUCCUCAUCCGCCACCCAUGCCAGUGCCACACCCUCGGCAACCGACCAUCACGGCCUUCCACACACACGUCCUUACGACGAACAAAUCGCACUACAACGCAAACUAGGCCUUGCGAUCAUACUCCUUGUUCUGCUGGUCAUAGUGUCGGGCGUUGUCAUUCGGGCGAUCAUCAAAUUCCGAGAUCCACGACGACGAGCUGAACGUGCCGCUCGAUGGGAGGAGUGCCGCACGAGGAGGCUCUAUCGCAAAGCUGCAUGCAAACACAAGUGGAGGACAUUCUGGAAGAACCUUUGUACGCGCAAAGCAGGCACAGAGGACUAUGAAGAAAAGAGAGCGGCACUUCUGGAGCAGGACGGCGGGCUCGAAGACGAUGACAGCGGCCUAGAGAAAGAAGUCCGCACGAUGCAGCACGCCACAGAUUUCGUGAGAGAUCUCGUUCAAGCUGAAGAGGGUCGAGCAAGGAACGUUCGAUCAAUCCACAGUCAUCCGGACGGUUUCGAGCCGGCUGUACUUGGUGGAGGCGUGGGAAGCAGCCGAUCUUCUGACAUUGCUCCAUCCUAUAAAACAGAUGUGACUCCGCCUCCCCGAUAUGAGGAAGAGCUUGAAGGCGAGAUGAUUGUCGUCGACGGAUUCCGAUACACAUAUACGCCCAGCAAUACGGAUGAUACGCCGGAAAGCAGCAUUGUUGACUGCAGUCCCCGGCUGAGUCUCGAGACGGGAAGAUCAACCAUUCUCACCAAGGACACGCAAGAUUGA
This is a messenger RNA of Cladophialophora yegresii CBS 114405, 1167 nucleotides long. RefSeq lists its product as uncharacterized. The transcript has a single exon. The record is from RefSeq and is a predicted model, not a curated record. Lineage: Eukaryota; Fungi; Ascomycota; Eurotiomycetes; Chaetothyriales; Herpotrichiellaceae. Bases 1 to 1167 code for a protein of 388 amino acids.